Durusdinium trenchii is the source of this 2925-nucleotide messenger RNA. NCBI's taxonomy places the organism in Eukaryota, Dinophyceae, Suessiales, Symbiodiniaceae. The record is from the annotation of a GenBank genome assembly.
CACCAGCCUGCACACCCACCCCGUCCAGACAGCAGUGGCGCUAUGGCAGCCAGCGAGCUGCUUGAAGAGGCGCGGCAGGGUCUGGACGAAGGGCGGCCAGAGGUCUUUCAGAAGGCCUCUGAAGCCUUUGAGCUCUUCCAACGAGGCCAAGAUGAUGCUAGGGCCAAUGAUGCCUUGCGCGUGAUGAUCAGUUUUCAGCAUCACCAAGCCGCGGUGAAAGAGAGGCGGAAACCGGUGGAGGCUCUCCAGCUGGUCGAGGAGCACUUGGCAAGCGCCCGUGCAAGCGGCAAUCGUGCCAGGGAGGCGUGUGUGCUUCUCUCCCUAGCAGAAAUCAACAUGGACCGCCGGGGGCAGAAGAAACGACAAGAGGCACUGGAGGUAUGCUUGCAAGCCUUGCGCAUUUUCCAGGAGUUGCAGGAUCCCCACGAGGCUUUGGCCCAGCUGAUCCUCACGAAUCUCUACUUCAAGCUCGAACGCCCGGACAAGGCUCAACAGGCGGCGGCCAUGGCCGUGGAGCUUGCCGGGCUCACGGCGGAGCCGGUGCUUCGUGCCAAGGCACUCCAUGCGGGUGCGCUGGCACUGGCAGCACAGCACCGCUACGCGGACGCAGCACAGCAGGCGCUGGAGGCACGUGGGAUCUUCCAUGAGGAGGGGAACGUCAAGAUGGAGGCAGCCCAAUUGGUCUCCGUGGCACAGUGGUCCCUGAAGGCAUCCAAGCCCUUCCAGGCGCUCGGCGCAGCGGAAGAGGCACUGAAGAUCUUUCGCGGCCUCCGCUACGGCAAAGGUUGGCAGGUCCGUGCGCUGGGCUUCCUGUGCGAGGCGCUGGUGGAGCUGAAGCAAGCGCCAAAGGCUGCCAAGCUGGCGAAGGAACUCGAAGCUGAGUUUCAGCAGGCCGGGGACUGGAGCUCAGCGGCUGAAGCCGCGGAGUUGCAGAGCUAUGCAUGGGCCAACACGGAGAAGCCUGAGAGGGCCAUGGAGCCCUUGGAAGCGGCGCGUGAGGCAGCGCAGGACCAGAAGGGCUGGGCCGUACGGAUCCUCCAGGGCCAGGCCGUGGCCUUCCUGCACGCGGGCGAGCACGGCGAGGCCCUUCGGAAGCUCCGACGCGCGUGUGCUGCGGCGCAUGCGGAGGGCGACGUGCGGCAGGAGCUGACGACGCUGCGGCAGAUCUUUCGGGUGACCUUCGACCGAGGGGACUUCGAGGCAGCCUUGCAGGCUGCCGAAGAUUCCUGGCAGAUCUGUCAUGCCGCCGGCGAUUCCAAGGGCGAGGUCCGCUCGGCGCUGCGCUGGGCGGCGGCGGCCGCCAACGCGCGGACGCUGGCGGAGGCUGUGGCGAAGGUCAAAGAUGCACAGGAGACGAGCGUCGCGUCGGAGGACCGUGUCGGGGAGGCGCAGGCGUUGAAGCUUUUGUCCGAGCUGCGGAAGUUGGAAGGCGACCUGGAUGCCGCCCUCCAAGCUGCAGAGGAGUGCUUGAGCCUGGUGAGGGGCUUGGGGGAUCUUCUGUGGGAGGCGGAGCUCUUGCACAUCUUGGCCCAGCUGAACCUGGCAGAUGGUCAUCCAGAGGAAGCAGCUCAGGUCGCUGCCGACGGCUGCCAGCUGUGCCGCACCUCUGGGGACCGACCGAGGCUGGUGCAGCUGCUGCUGCUGGCGGUGGAGGUCGCCCUGAAGGACGACGGUGAUGGUCUCGGACAACGCCGCCAAGUGUUGCGGUGGUCGGGGGAGGCGCUGGCUGUGGCUGGAAAGCUUGGGGAUCGAGGUCUGCGGACCCUGGCGCUCUACUGGCGUGCGCAGGUCCUGGGGGUGUUGGGGCGGCCCGAAGCAGGGCUGAGCUUGGCCAGAGAGGCCCUGGAGCUGUGCAUGAAGCUGAAGCACCAGCAAGGGGAGCCACGAUGUUGGCUCUUGAUUGCUCAGCUCCACCUGGCCAAUGGCGCCAAGGAUGAAGCGCUUCGGGCAGCUGAGAGUGCACAAGCGGUGGCCAUGCGGAUGAGAGACCUGGAGGCGGAGGAGGAGGCGAAUCAGUUCAUUGACUCAGCGACCCGGAAGAAGGACGAGCCACCACCGGAGCCCACCGCUGCGCCCGCACCGGCGCCCGCGGCCGCGCCAUCCGCGGCGCCGUCCGCGGCGCCGUCCGAGGGCAGUGCAUCAAAGGGGUUAGAUCCGGAGCAGCUGGGCAAACAGCUGAUGAACAUGGUCAAGGAGUUGACGGCCUCGGCCGAGGAGGUGGAGUUGGACACCGCCUUCGUGGAUGCCGGGAUGGAUAGCUUGUCAGGGGUCUCUUUGGUCUCCAUGCUGAACCGAGAUUUUCAGGUGGCCCUGACGCCCUCCGUGGUCUUCGACUAUCCGACCGUCCGCAUGCUGCAGGACUACUUGAUCCAAGAAAGCCAAGGAUGAAAAAGAAGAGUGUUUGUUGGGCAUCAGGAUGGGUACCAUCGGCAUCCAUCGGCAACCACGCAAGAUGUUAUGGUGGGGUGUGGUACUCUGACCAGUUCUUGCCUCAGUUCGGGGCCUUAGCCACUUUUUGGCAGCUCGUGGCCCCGUCUUGAGGCAGAUCGACAGGCGAGAACCACAAAGAAUUUGUUCAGUCUCGAGAUCUUUGGGCUUUCUUUAGAUUUUUCAGUCUCCGGAUCUCCAGAUCUCCAGUUUCAGUCUCCAAAACCACAGACAAAUGGUUCAGAACCACAAAGCCAAACUUUUGUUGCUUUCUGAGCGUUCGAGUUGGUCACUCGCACCUUUCAAGUUGGCAAAGGCUCCGUUCAAGAGCCAAACGAACACCGUUUUUUCCAAAAAAGAGCCACCUCAUCCACCAACCCAUGUGUUUUUUUCUUUUUUGGAGGGUUUCUUUUUGGAAAGGACAGGAAGGAUGAAGAAUCCGUUUCACAGACUUGGCCCCCCUGAGGGCCCGAGGCCAAGUUUCGUGGCGUCACGCGU